Hydra vulgaris (swiftwater hydra) is the source of this 1883-nucleotide messenger RNA. RefSeq names its product kelch-like protein 20. The record is from RefSeq and is a predicted model, not a curated record. Gene Ontology annotation, molecular function: protein binding. NCBI's taxonomy places the organism in Eukaryota, Metazoa, Cnidaria, Hydrozoa, Anthoathecata, Hydridae.
UGCUUCCAAACAAUUAUGCUAUAGACUUUAAAAGCGUGGAAAAAGAAUUAUGUAUGUUUGAGAACAAUAUGCAAAAAGAUAAUUUUUUUUUAAUAUAAAAUGGUUUGCAAAAUUUUUCAACAUUUUUCUUUCGCCAACGAAACAUUACAAUUGAUAAACGCGCUUCGAAAAGAGCAACAACUUUGCGAUGUAAUUUUAAAAGUUGAAAAAAACGAGUUUCACGUUCAUAAAGUAGUUUUAGCGGGUACUAGUCCUUAUCUAAGGGCGAUGUUUACAAAUGGAAUGUUAGAGUCAGGACAAAAAGUUAUAACUAUUCAUGGAAUAAAAUCAAAAACUAUGGAAAUGUUAAUUGAAUUCUCUUAUACUGGUGUAAUUGAAAUUAACAUUAAAAAUGUUGAAGAACUUUUUUGUGGGUCUAGCUUACUCAACAUAGAGUCAUUGCAAUCAGCCUGCGUUAGAUUUUUAUGUCAUCAGUUAGAUUCUUCAAACUGUAUUGGUAUUAGAGACUUUGCAAAUAUUUAUUCAUGUACACAAUUAGAGCGGUAUGCAAAUCGUUAUAUCCACCAGCAUUUUCUUGAUGUUUCAAACACAGAGGAAUUUUUAAACCUAAAUGUUGAUGAUCUGUGUAAUCUUUUAAAAAAUGACAGUUUGCAAGUUCGUAAUGAAGAAGAUGUUUAUAAUUCAGUAGAAAAAUGGUUGUUACAUGAUUAUACAAAAAGACAAAAACUUUUUCCUGAAGUAUUAAAAUACAUUCGAAUCCCUCUUUUGUCUCUUGAAUUUUUAGAAUCUAAAGUUUUUCCUGCAUCUUUUAUUAAAGCAAAUUCUACAUGUCAGCUUAUUUUAGCUAAAAUUAUUAAUGAAAGACCCGAACACUUACCAGACUAUCUUUGCAUUCAAAGAGCUUUACCGCAAUCAAUAUAUGCCAUUGGUGGUAGAAAUAGUAUGCACUGUCAUUUAAGUAGUGUUGAAAGAUAUGAUAUUUACACUGACAGCUGGUUUAUUGAAAAAAAUCUCAGUAUUGCAAGAACAGCUAUUGCAUCAGUUUGUUUAAAUGGAUGUUUGUAUGCUGUGGGAGGUGAAUGUGCAAUAAAUAACCCUCAAGAUGAAACUUUAUAUUUGCCUAAUGUAGAACGGUUUGACCCAAAAACAAAAUAUUGGUAUAGAGUUGCAGACUUGAGUAUUUCAAGAUCCUUUGUUUCUGCUGUAGUUUGUAAUGGAAAGUUAUACGCUAUAGGUGGUGAAGAUCGCAUUUCAAGUUUCAAUCUUGUUGAACAGUAUUCUCAAAAACAUAAUUGUUGGAAAAUUAAAAGACCCAUGCAGAAGCGAAGAGCAGGAGCAGGGGCCACAUCACAUGAUGGUAUGAUAUAUGUUGCUGGUGGGUAUGAUCGAACAAUGCACUGUGAUAGAGCUUCAGUUGAAUGUUACUGCCCAAUAAAAAAUGAAUGGAAAUUUGUUGCAGAACUUGAGAAAGCUCGCUCUGGUUUAAACCUAGUCUCAAUGGAUUCCUUUAUUUAUGCUAUUGGUGGGCGCAACCGAAGUAGUGACACUUACUUUGACAUUUGUGAACGUUUUGAUCUUUCUACAAUGCAAUGGACUUUAAUAUCUAAUAUGCUUUCACCCCGUGCAUGGUCUGGUGUUGCUAUACUAAAGAAAAAAAUAUUUGUUAUUGGUGGUUUUGAUGGCAUUAACAGAUUAAGUUCAAUCGAGGUUUAUGACUUUGAAAAAGAUUGCUGGGUUCAUAAAAGAAAUAUGAACUUUGCUCGUGCAGGUUGUGGUGCUGCAGUUCUUUAGAAGUUGUGUGUGUACAUUUGUUCAUAGGGUAUAAAUAUUUAUCAAAAUUAUUGUAAAUAUUUUAAUUUUAAUACAGAUAUAUCUAUUUAAAA